AUGCGGGAGAUUAAAAUCCAAAAGCUCUGCCUAAAUAUCUGCGUUGGUGAGAGCGGAGAUCGUCUUACGCGCGCGGCCAAGGUCUUGGAGCAGCUGACCCAGCAGCAGCCUGUUUUUAGCAAAGCUAGGCUGACUGUACGUACAUUCGGCAUUCGCAGAAACGAAAAGAUUGCCGUCCACUGUACUGUUCGCGGGGCGAAGGCUGAAGCGUUAGAAAUCCUUGAGCGUGGUCUGAAAGUGAAGGAAUAUGAAUUGCCCAAAUCCUGUUUCAGCAAGAUGGGUCACUUUGGCUUUGGUAUUACGGAACAUAUCGAUUUGAACCUGAAGUAUGACCCCGGCAUCGGCAUUUAUGGUAUGGAUUUCUACGUCAUCCUAGCCCGCGCAGGCCAGCGUGUGGCCCACAGGAGAAGGUGCGCUUCUAAAGUCGGCCCCAAACACCACGUCACUAAGGAGGAAGCCAUGAAGUGGUUCCAAACCAAAUAUGAAGGCAUCCUGAUGAACAAGUAG
Messenger RNA from Dibothriocephalus latus, 507 nucleotides. The record is from the annotation of a GenBank genome assembly. Lineage: Eukaryota; Metazoa; Platyhelminthes; Cestoda; Diphyllobothriidea; Diphyllobothriidae.